Molecule: messenger RNA, 1837 nt
Organism: Anarrhichthys ocellatus (wolf-eel)
Lineage: Eukaryota; Metazoa; Chordata; Actinopteri; Perciformes; Anarhichadidae
Product: killer cell immunoglobulin-like receptor 3DL2
Exons: 3
Coding region: 174-1127 (317 amino acids)
Biological process (GO): immune response-regulating signaling pathway
Source: RefSeq, a predicted model, not a curated record
UCCACAAACCAAUGGGUGAUGUCAGGACGACUACGUCCACUUCUUAUGUACAGUCUAUGGCUGGGGAUCAGCCAUCACCACGUUGAGAGCCGUGGGGAGGCAAUAGAUAUGCUCUGAAUUGCAUAUGGAGAAAAUAAUAGUCCAGCCAAGAUCAAAGAUACAACACAUUUAAUAUGAUAUUGUUGUGCUUUCUUUCAGCAAUCCUCCCAAAGUCCAGAAUCUCCAUGAAUCCUGUCGGUGACGUUACCUGGGGUCAGAAUGUCGUCUUUACUUGUUCCAUCUCAACUCCCACUCAACAGCUUUCAAGUGCAACAUUUAUUUUGAAAAAGGCUUCAAGUUCAUUCGAAAAGACCCAAAUGUCAAGAACCAACUCUGCUACCUUCCGCAUGACUGAAGUCAACUUUAACAAUGAAGGAUCGUACCAGUGUCAGUACAACACCAYGGUUUCAAGACUAAACGUCAUCUCCCCCUUAAGUGACUCUGUCAGACUCUCUGUUACUGUGAGCCUCCCAAAGCCCAGCAUCUCCAUCAGUCCUGUUGGUGAGGUUACCUGGGGUCAGGACGCCGGCAUCACUUGUUUUAUCUCAACUCAGCAUUUAGGGGGAACAUUCAUUCUGCAGCAGACCUCAGGCUCAUUCAGAAAGACCCAAACAUCAAGUACCAACUCUGCUACGUUCAACAUCUUAAAAGUUAACUUUGGAAACGAAGGAUCAUACAAGUGUCUGUAUCAGAUAAAGGUUUCUCGUCGAGACUUCAGCUCCCCCUUAAGUGACUCUGUCAGACUCUCUGUUACUGUGCCGCUGCAGCAGCCCAGCAUCUCCCUGACGUCUCCUAACGGAGGGCUGGUCUGGGGCCCCGAGGGUGCCGAGGUCACCAGGGGUUACAGCUUUGUCUUCACCUGCUCCAUUUCCUCCCAUUAUCCCGGAGGUGUUUUCUCCCUCAUCUCCUCUGGCUCCGGCCUCAACAACACUAAGCCAGCAGUCAACCGCUCGGCCUCCUUUGACUUCCCUGUGGCAGAGUAUGAGCACCUGGGGAGCUACAGCUGUGUGUAUGAAGUCACACUGUCUGCACGGAGAUUCAAUUCCACCAUGACAGCCACGAUUACUGUCAUCAUCAAAAGUAAGUAGAGUGUAUUUAAACUAAGCGCUGCUAUAGUUCAGGGACAAUAGCUGAGUGAUGGUGGCCACUAUUUACUAUGUGUAGGUGAAUCAGCAACACAACCAUUUAUUAACGGUUUCAGUAAAACUUUCCAAUAAAACCGCAGCAGAUAGAGAAACAAUGAGCUGCAUGGCUUGUGCAUGUACCAACCAUAUAACAUAAUGACAUUUCAUGUCAAUUAAGAUUGGCCUCCAGAUAAAACAAGUCACAUAUCGUUAAGCAUGCAGUAGUGCUGCAGCAGUGGUAACCAUUGGACUAUUGCCCUCUAUUCAUCCCCCCAAAAGAAAAUUGGUGCAAAAAAAGACAGAGUGAUGUGUCCAUUACUGUUUUUAUCCAAGCACCCAGGAAGAGCGCCGGGCUUUGAAGAAAACUAUUUUCCAUAGUGGCCAAAAUAUGGAAUUACAAUUUCCGGGUCCAUCACGUGAUGCCAUGGGGCUCAAAAAGACUUCUUCCCAUAGACUUCAAUUAGAAAAGACACGUAUGUAACUCGUGGUUACAAAAAAAAAAAAAAAAGUAAAUCAAUGCAGGCCCAUUAGGCCUGCCUGGUGGUGUAAUGGCUAACACUCUUGACUCACUGCGUGGGUUCGAUUCCCGGGCUGGACGGCCCUUCUAUGUGGAGUUUGCAGGUCCUCUCCGGGUUCUCCGGCUUCCUCCUACAGUCUAAAGACCUGCAGCUUAG